This is a messenger RNA of Pongo pygmaeus (Bornean orangutan), 5282 nucleotides long. RefSeq names its product collagen type IX alpha 1 chain (gene COL9A1). Lineage: Eukaryota; Metazoa; Chordata; Mammalia; Primates; Hominidae. Gene Ontology annotation, biological process: extracellular matrix organization. The coding region runs from base 1747 to 4608 and encodes 953 amino acids. The transcript has 51 exons. The record is from RefSeq and is a predicted model, not a curated record. Gene Ontology annotation, molecular function: extracellular matrix structural constituent conferring tensile strength.
UGGGGGGGAGGGUGGAAGAGUUUUGGAGGGGAAAAAAUUGAGAUUAGAGACUCACUGGGUGCAGAAUAGAAAAGGACGUGAGGAUAGGGGCCAUUAGACAGAAAGCGAUGAAGCAGGGUACCAAAGGAAAGCGAAGGGAGUGAGGGUUUCCGAAGCUAAGAUGGGGCAUGGAAUGAACUCCAAUGCAAAGCGAUGCUAAAGCAAAAUACAAUCGGCAACUAACAAAAACGGAACCAGGAGGAAGUACCGAAAGGAGGUGGAUGAGAGAAAAUAAAACCAAGGAAGAAAUUAUGGAGGUAACAAGAGUGAGAAACCUGGUCGGCCAGGCUCCUCCGUGCAGUCCCGGGUAGAGAGCCCGGUUCCUGCGCUAGUCGAUUUGUGCAGUAGGAAAGGAGGCUGCAGGGGAUCUGCGCUGGGGCAGGACAGCUGCCUUUCGGGACCCAGUGCUUGCAUCUUGGGAGAUGGAUGUGAGGCUGGAGAAGUUGACAAGGAUCAUGUCCAAGGAAAAGUCAAACUUGAACAAAAAGAGGAACAUCUCUUCUGGUGAGACUGGAGAAAAGGAUUUAAGGAAUAACUGACCUCAAAUUUGUAACCGUUCUGCUUUUUGCCACCCAACAUACCCUGCAGUGACUCUCAAACCUGUACCUGAGGAAAGUGGUCCACUCCCACCAGUGAGAAGACUCACAGAGCAGCAGGGAUUCUUAGCUAGAGGGCAUAGCCAUUGAAGGAGAUGAAAACGGAAUCUCCUGGAAUGUGUGUGAUUUCAAAAAGCUCCCCAGUGGAGACCAGGUUUCACCAUGUUGGCCAGGCUGUUCUCAAACUCCUAACUUCAGGCAAUCCACCUGCCUCAGCCUCCCAAAGUUCUGGGAUUACAGGUGUGAGCCACCACAACCGGCCAUAAUGUUAUGCUUUUAUAAGACUGGCAGCACAACAUUUGUUUAUACCAGCAUCAUCACAAACUUACUUUACCAAGCAGACGCUGCUGGAAAAACAAGAACUUUGCUUGUCUGCUGUUAAGAUGCCAGAAAAAUGAUGAAAAGAGCACAGCUUCAGCUGAGAAAAAGAAAAGUUGGCAGACUGUGGAGAAGAAUAACAAAGUAGUGAAAUGUGAAACCAGAGUUUGAACCUCAGCAGUUUGACUCCAACUCCGUGCUGGAGGGUGCACGGUGAUUAGGAACUGGUGUGGAUUCUCAGCGCAGCACAACUGCUUCACAGAAGAGUGUCUGUGUGUCCGGAGUUGUUUCCUUCCCAUGGGUUCAUUUGUGGUCUCGCUGACUUCAAGAAUGGAGCCGUGGACCUUUGCAGUGAGUGUUAUAGCUCUUAAAGAUGGCAUGGACCCAAAGAGUGAGCAGCAGCAAGACUUAUUGUGAAGAGUGAAAGAACAAAACUUCCACAGCAUGGAAGGGGAUCAGAAUAAGUGACAGUGACCCAUCAUGUUUGCCUUUGUAUCUCAAGAGCCUGUUUCAUGAAUAUUUGUCAAAUUGACUUGAAGUUCUGGGGAUAUGGCUUAAAGCACUUACUAUUUAAUACCCUGUGUUUUAAUUAUUAAGAACGGAGAACAUCUGGCUGGAGGUACCAGGUCAGCUUUGUGGAAGAGAUGGGGGUUUGUUUGAGAAGGGCUUGGAAACACUGGGCACGCAGCAUGCUAGAGAGAAGGCACCCUCACUUGAUUUCAAAUUCUACUUGAAGAGGAUUCACUAUAGUGGGAAGGAGACGGGCAAAUGCGGAAUUGAGAUCUCUAAAGCAAUGAAAGGAUUUCCCAAACACUUCAUUAUAAUGAAAAAUCCCUCUCUCCUUUCUUACCAGAGGACUGUUGGCAAACAAAGAAAAUCAACUGGGAAAAUGAAGACCUGCUGGAAAAUUCCGGUUUUCUUCUUUGUGUGCAGUUUCCUGGAACCCUGGGCAUCUGCAGCUGUCAAGCGUCGCCCCAGAUUCCCUGUCAAUUCCAAUUCUAAUGGUGGAAAUGAACUCUGUCCAAAGAUCAGGAUUGGCCAAGAUGACUUACCAGGGUUUGAUCUGAUCUCUCAGUUCCAGGUAGAUAAAGCAGCAUCUAGAAGAGCUAUCCAGAGAGUAGUGGGAUCAGCUACAUUGCAGGUGGCUUACAAGUUGGGAAAUAAUGUAGACUUCAGGAUUCCAACUAGGAAUUUAUAUCCCAAUGGACUGCCUGAAGAAUACUCCUUCUUGACAACAUUUCGAAUGACUGGAAGCACACUCAAAAAGAACUGGAACGUUUGGCAGAUUCAGGAUUCCUCUGGGAAGGAGCAAGUUGGCAUAAAGAUUAAUGGCCAAACACAAUCUGUUGCAUUUUCAUACAAGGGACUGGACGGAAGUCUCCAAACGGCAGCCUUUUCGAAUUUGCCCUCCUUGUUUGAUUCCUGGUGGCAUAAGAUCAUGAUUGGCGUGGAGAGGAGUAGUGCUACUCUUUUUGUUGACUGCAACAGGAUUGAAUCUUUACCUAUAAAGCCAAGAGGCCCAAUUGACAUUGAUGGCUUUGCUGUGCUGGGAAAACUUGCAGAUAAUCCUCAAGUUUCUGUUCCAUUUGAACUUCAAUGGAUGCUGAUCCACUGUGACCCCCUGCGGCCCAGGAGAGAAACUUGCCAUGAGCUGCCAGCCAGAAUAACGCCCAGCCAGACCACCGACGAGAGAGGUCCCCCGGGCGAGCAGGGUCCUCCCGGGCCUCCAGGCCCACCUGGAGUUCCAGGCAUCGAUGGCAUCGACGGUGACCGAGGUCCUAAGGGCCCCCCGGGCCCCCCGGGUCCUGCAGGUGAACCGGGAAAGCCAGGAGCUCCAGGCAAGCCUGGCACACCUGGCGCUGAUGGAUUAACAGGACCUGAUGGAUCCCCUGGCUCCGUUGGGCCAAAGGGACAAAAAGGAGAACCUGGUGUGCCUGGAUCGCGUGGAUUUCCAGGCCGUGGUAUUCCUGGACCCCCUGGUCCUCCUGGGACAGCAGGACUCCCUGGAGAGCUUGGCCGUGUAGGACCUAUUGGUGACCCUGGGAGAAGAGGACCACCUGGCCCCCCUGGCCCCCCAGGACCCAGAGGAACAAUUGGCUUUCAUGAUGGAGAUCCAUUGUGUCCCAAUGCCUGUCCACCAGGUCGCUCAGGAUAUCCAGGCCUACCAGGCAUGAGGGGUCAUAAAGGGGCUAAAGGAGAAAUUGGUGAACCAGGAAGACAAGGACACAAGGGUGAAGAAGGUGACCAGGGAGAACUGGGAGAAGUUGGAGCUCAAGGACCUCCAGGAGCCCAGGGUUUGCGAGGCAUCACUGGCAUAGUUGGGGACAAAGGGGAAAAAGGUGCUCGGGGCUUAGAUGGUGAACCUGGGCCUCAGGGUCUUCCUGGUGCACCUGGUGAUCAAGGACAGCGAGGACCUCCAGGAGAAGCAGGUCCCAAAGGAGAUAGAGGCGCUGAAGGUGCUAGAGGAAUUCCUGGUCUCCCUGGGCCCAAAGGAGACACGGGUUUGCCAGGUGUGGAUGGCCGUGAUGGGAUCCCUGGAAUGCCUGGAACAAAGGGUGAACCAGGAAAACCUGGGCCUCCUGGUGAUGCAGGAUUGCAGGGGUUACCAGGUGUACCUGGAAUUCCUGGUGCAAAGGGUGUUGCUGGUGAAAAGGGUAGCACUGGUGCUCCAGGGAAGCCUGGUCAGAUGGGAAAUUCAGGCAAACCGGGCCAACAGGGGCCUCCAGGAGAGGUGGGACCCCGAGGACCCCGGGGGCUUCCUGGCAGUAGAGGAGAAUUAGGACCAGUGGGAUCCCCAGGCCUACCAGGUAAACCGGGUUCUCUGGGUAGCCCUGGCCUCCCUGGCUUGCCUGGGCCCCCUGGACUUCCUGGAACGAAAGGUGACAGGGGUGUCGUCGGUGAACCGGGUCCAAAGGGUGAACAGGGUGCCUCUGGUGAAGAAGGUGAAGCAGGAGAAAGGGGGGAACUUGGAGAUAUAGGAUUACCUGGCCCAAAGGGAUCUGCAGGUAAUCCUGGGGAACCUGGCUUGAGAGGGCCUGAGGGAAGUCGGGGGCUUCCUGGAGUGGAAGGACCAAGAGGACCACCUGGACCCCGGGGCGUGCAGGGAGAACAGGGUGCCACCGGCCUGCCUGGUGUCCAGGGCCCUCCGGGUAGAGCACCGACAGAUCAGCACAUUAAGCAGGUUUGCAUGAGAGUCAUACAAGAGCAUUUUGCUGAGAUGGCUGCUAGUCUUAAGCGUCCAGACUCGGGUGCCACUGGGCUUCCUGGAAGGCCUGGUCCUCCUGGUCCCCCUGGCCCUCCUGGAGAGAAUGGUUUCCCAGGCCAGAUGGGAAUUCGGGGCCUUCCGGGCAUUAAGGGGCCCCCUGGUGCUCUUGGUUUGAGAGGACCUAAAGGUGACCUGGGAGAAAAGGGGGAGCGUGGCCCUCCAGGAAGAGGUCCCAAAGGUUUGCCUGGAGCUAUAGGUCUCCCAGGUGACCCAGGCCCUGCCAGCUAUGGCAGAAAUGGCCGAGACGGUGAGCGAGGCCCCCCAGGGGUGGCAGGAAUUCCUGGAGUGCCUGGACCCCCGGGACCUCCUGGGCUUCCCGGUUUCUGUGAGCCAGCCUCCUGCACCAUGCAGGCUGGUCAGCGAGCAUUUAGCAAAGGGCCUGACCCUUGAAAGGCUUACUGCUGCAUGGCUGUCUGCAUGAACCACGCCUGGUGGAGGAGCUUGGAUGAGAAGCUGGGGCAAAGAUGAUUACCUUCAGCACGAUUACAAUGUAUUACCUUCAGUAUGAUUACAGAAGUCCUACUUGACAAUCACAUUUAGAAGAACGGUGCUAUUCAGUAAGUUCUCUUUCCUUUCCCUUGGAGGGAAGACAGCAGUCAUCAGUUAAAAAAAAAAAAAAAAAAAAAAACAAACCAAACACCUCCCUUGAAUGAAUUUAUACUCCUGUUCCCAGGAUCUUGAGCUUUAGUGUGCUAUAUCUAUGUGUCUUAUCGUGGGCCACUGUGCCAAUAAACAAAAACAACUGUUUGGUUUACCUCAGUUGCAGUAGUUAUUUUCAUUUAGAUGUUGUUCUCAGAUUAUUGUUUCAGUUAUAUAGAGGAUUACUAGACUAGUUAUGAAGAAACCCCACUACAUUCAAUGGAAUUGGUGCUUAAAAUCCCAUCGAUGUCCUGUCUCUGGAGUGAUAAGAAAGGGCUACAUCGCCCGAAAUGAUUUCUUUACGUCACAUAUUGGUUUCCUUCUUCAGCUUGAACUUUUGUUGAACUGUAUGUACUUUACCCCAAACCUGUUAAUAUUUUGAGCGCUUCUAUGUGAAAGCAAAGAAAUAAUUUUAAUACUCUGGC